Messenger RNA from Phanerochaete carnosa HHB-10118-sp, 1000 nucleotides. RefSeq lists its product as uncharacterized. Lineage: Eukaryota; Fungi; Basidiomycota; Agaricomycetes; Polyporales; Phanerochaetaceae. The coding region runs from base 9 to 914 and encodes 301 amino acids. The transcript has 3 exons. The record is from RefSeq and is a predicted model, not a curated record.
GGCUGACGAUGUCAUCAGGUUCGGUCGACGACUUGGCCACCGUCUUCGUUGCCCUACGGGGUGCCUGGGGUGCGUUCGUGAACACGGACACAUUCACCAUCGGCGAGCAAAAGGAGAUCUUCAUCGGGAUGCGCAUCUUCGAACUUGCCAAGCAGGCGAAAACCGUUCGCCACUACAUCUGGAGCAGCCUUGACUAUAUCACCAAGAUAUCGGGAUACGACCCUAAGUACAAGACGGGCCAUUACGAUGCCAAGGGCCGCGUCACCGAUUGGUUGAAAGCACAGCCUUCUGUCGUCAGCGACAGCGACCUGUCUUGGAGCUCCCUCACGUCAGGUCCUUAUACGGAGAUGCUCACGCUCCCUAUGUUCGGCCCUUUCGCCCGCCGUGCCGAUGGCACAUCCGUCUUUGCAUUCCCCACUGCUCAGGGCCACAUCUCUCUGACUUCCCUCAAAGACGUCGGCUUCUUCGCCCGCUACUCUUUCGACAAUCGCGCCGAAGUCUCAGGUAGGGACCUCGCAAUCGCGAGCGAGAUGGCCACACUCGAGAACACCGUUGAGACCUUUAAGAGGGUCACCGGGCUGCCGGCCGUCGGAGUGCACAUCACCGUCGAGGAGUGGUUCCGCAACUGGAAGAACACCGACUAUCCUGUCGCGAAGGAGUGCAAGCGCGGCGACGGAUCAACGACUUGGGAGGAAGCUUUCACCGCAUGGUGGUACAUGUUCCGAGAUGACCUUAUCAAGCGAGACAUGGCUUGGGUCCGCAAGGUCAACCCUAACGUACAGACUCUCGAGAAGUGGAUGAGGGAAAAGAACUACAAGGGGAACCUAGAACCGACUUUGCUAAAGCAGUGGGAGGACGGGAGUCCCGUCGGUCUUGACCUGGAGCACAUUGCUGCGACUCUGGGAAAGGCGUAGAUAUGUAGAUAGCCCUCACGUUGUGCAAUACACUAGUACAUCGCCUCCCACUUUCAGAUGUAAUAUCAAUUUCCAUCGAGCUGCGC